Messenger RNA from Microtus oregoni (creeping vole), 1995 nucleotides. RefSeq names its product all-trans-retinol dehydrogenase [NAD(+)] ADH7-like. The transcript has 8 exons. Gene Ontology annotation, cellular component: cytosol. Gene Ontology annotation, molecular function: all-trans-retinol dehydrogenase (NAD+) activity; zinc ion binding. The annotation marks the transcript as partial. Lineage: Eukaryota; Metazoa; Chordata; Mammalia; Rodentia; Cricetidae. The record is from RefSeq and is a predicted model, not a curated record. Gene Ontology annotation, biological process: retinol metabolic process; retinoic acid metabolic process.
UCUUAGGUUAUUAAGUGCAAAGCAGCUGUACUAUGGGGAAUGAACCAGCCCUUCUCCAUCGAGGAAGUAGAAGUGGCCCCACCAAAGGCUAAGGAAGUUCGUGUGAAGAUUUUGGCCACAGGAAUCUGUCGCACAGAUGACCAUGUGAUAAAAGGAGCAAUGGUGUCCAAGUUUCCAGUGAUCGUGGGCCAUGAAGCAGUUGGGGUUGUCGAGAGUGUUGGAGAAGGGGUCACUACAGUGAGACCAGGUGACCAAGUCAUCCCCCUCUUCCUACCACAGUGUAGAGAAUGUAAUGCCUGCCGUAACCCCGAGGGCAAUCUCUGCAUUCGGAGCGAUCUGACAGGCCGUGGAGUACUGGCUGAUGGCACCACCAGGUUCACAUGCAAGGGCAAACCAGUUCAGCACUUCAUGAACACUAGCACCUUCUCGGAGUACACGGUGCUGGAUGAAUCUUCGGUAGCUAAGAUUGACGGCGGGGCUCCUCCCGAGAGAGCCUGUCUCAUUGGCUGUGGGUUUUCAACAGGCUAUGGGGCUGCCGUUAAAACCGCCAAGGUCAGCCCUGGCUCCACCUGUGCUGUGUUCGGCCUGGGAGGAGUUGGCCUGUCCGUCAUCAUGGGCUGUAAGGCAGCUGGUGCCUCCAGGAUCAUUGGAAUUGACAUCAACAAAGACAAAUUCCCAAAGGCCCUGGCUGUAGGCGCCACCGAGUGUAUCAGUCCCAAGGACUCCACCAAGCCUAUCAGCGAGGUGCUGUCAGACAUGACCGGGAACACCGUGCAGUACACUUUUGAAGUUAUUGGGCGUCUUGAAACCAUGGUUGAUGCCCUCUCAUCUUGCCAUAUGAACUAUGGAACCAGUGUGGUGGUUGGCGCUCCUCCAUCAGCCAAGAUGCUCAGUUAUGACCCAAUGCUGCUCUUCACUGGGCGGACGUGGAAGGGUUGCGUCUUUGGAGGUUGGAAGAGCAGAGAUGAUGUCCCCAAACUGGUGACUGAGCUCCUGGAGAAGAAGUUUGACCUGGACCAGUUGGUAACCCACACCUUGCCUUUCAAAAACAUCAAUGAAGGAUUUGAAUUGCUUUAUUCAGGGCAAAGCAUUCGCACGGUCCUGACCUUCUAAGAUCUGAGAGGUGGGUGCUCUGUGCUAGUGACUGUGACCGGAAACCUUCUUCCCAACAGUGCCCCCUGAGAUCAUGAGUCUGUCUCAGAAACACAUGCAGAAGUAGAUUCAAUGAAGAUAUACAGGCUCUGUAGAGUUUGACAAACCUUUAUCAUUUUAGUUUACCAAGUGCCAAGGAUUAGCAGGGAACUCAAUAGUAACAUUAAGUGUUUUGUGUUUUCUAAGGCUAUAAUUCUAUAUUUUUAUAAACAUAUACUUGGAUUUCUAUUUGCUAGAAAAGGGAUUGUUUGCAGAAUUUUGCCUGGUUGUUGGGACUUAAGGUAGACGCAGCAUGGAGAAAACCAUCAAAGACACACAACUCCUCAUUCUGAUUUUUUUUUGACAGAAAUGCUUUUAAAAUGUGUUAUAAAUUAACUUGAAUUAGAUUGUGAAAUUGCACACACUACUUGAUUAGAUAAAGAAAUUGGGAAACUUAAGGGACGGGCACAUUUUUCAAUAAUUAACCUUAAGAGUUAUCAUUAUAAAACUUUGUGACAUUCAAAAGGCUCAACAGUGUCUGGGACUAUUUGUUGGUAUACAUUAAUAGCCUAUAAGACAAAAAAUUAAAAAAAAGACAAAAAAUUUAGAAUAGCAAUUAAAUAUGAAAUAUGGCUAUAAGCACUUUGUGGUGUUUAGCACAAUAUUCAGUUUAAUAAAGUAGAAUUACAAGUCCUUAAGACCCUAGUUACAUGAUAAUAACUACAUGAAGAUGUUUCUAUUUUGCUGUAACGACACUAGCAUGUAUUUAUCUGCAUCUGUCUGUGGAAUGUACAUACAUGUAAUAUGUGUUGAAACUUCAUUGUGGUAUGUAUCAGACUGGCCUAGCAUGUGGUCUGAGACAGC